This is a messenger RNA of Ruditapes philippinarum (Manila clam), 2156 nucleotides long. RefSeq lists its product as uncharacterized. Bases 158 to 1168 code for a protein of 336 amino acids. The transcript has 5 exons. The record is from RefSeq and is a predicted model, not a curated record. Gene Ontology annotation, molecular function: protein binding. Lineage: Eukaryota; Metazoa; Mollusca; Bivalvia; Venerida; Veneridae.
CUGUAAACUUCAUUCUUUGGUCGAAACGCAUUAAUCAAAUUUGACAAAUUGUAUAAAAGAGAAAGGAAAACUAAGUAAAGGUACAUUCAACAUUUUAUAUUAGUGGAAAACAUAUAUUUGGAUUAUUGAUAUAUCUAGAAUGAUUUGACAUUGUAAAAUGGCGGAGGCAUUGGUAGAACUCUGUUACACUCACCCACAUCUUUAUAAACUUUGUAACAAAGUCAAGUGUAUACCAUGGCAACAAAAGUGCCCAUGUAAUGCGGAUUCAGAAUUUCAAUGUUCUCUGGGAAAUUGUAUUCCUCUAAAGUUAAAGUGUGAUGGGCUACAGCAAUGUAUGUAUGGUGAAGAUGAAGAAAACUGUCAUUUGACAAAUACAACUGAAGUGACGGAGAUACCAAAGGUUGAGGUAACAGAUAGCUAUAAACCAGAGCCGACGACUUCAGAUGAGGGGUUGUCUUUACCAGUGAUGGUCACUGUUGUGUCUUUUUCCGUGUUCAUUAUAAUUCUUUUGUUCAUUCUUCUAUGUUUCUAUAUCACAAGUAGACAGAAAAAGGACACGUCCAAAGAAUCACAGUCAGCAUCAGAGCCACUUCAGAAGAGCUACAUGACAGGAAAUGUUGAAGAUGCGGACUCGUCAGAUCAAUCCAGAGGGACCUUUAAACGAAGAGCAUACCGUCCUACCAGGUUGGAUCGUUCAAAUUAUUUACCCGUGAACGUCAAUGAUUUUCAGUCAGACUACCAGGUGAAUAUUCAUGAGGUGAAUGACGAUGGCGAUAUUUUCUUAGCGGAUAGUCAUUCGUCCGCAGAUCCUGGAAACGUUUGCGUCAAGGGUAGAAACAUGGCCAUAAAUUCUGAUGUUGAAAUAUAUAACACAGAUAUCAACAGCGAAUUUAGAGCCGAUGGUUUAGGGAAAUACACGUUUAAACCAACGUUAAACUACAUGAAAAGCAAAUCGUGUCAUGAUAUAGAUGAGGAAAAUGAUAAGUUAUCAAUGAGAAAUAGUUAUAAACAAUCCUUUCCGGGUCAAAGCAAUCCACGAUCGACAUCGACCUCUGACAAGGGUAGGGAUAAAUUCUCAACUAAGUUCGCUUCAGGCCUGUUAUGUUCAUCUACUCCAAGACAGUGUCAUAAACAGUCAAUAAAUUAUAUCGAUGUGUCCGGUGUAUGACAUGAUACUCUGGUUCUCUGAGAGUCGCCAUUAACUCCGACCCACCCGGAAAUGGAGCUAGAUCACUGUCAAAAGACGCUUUUAAGAUGUGUGCUUAGUGCUUACACGUUAAGGGACAACAGUUUUGGUUCCUUUGUCGUUUUUAUUCAUUUCAAAAUAUUAUUUUCCACAAAUCAAUCAGCAUAAUAUUUGCAGAUGUGCUCAAACACCUUUGUUGCACGUCCUUGUAUAUCAUUAUUUGUGUCAUGCCAUAAUAUUUAUUUCCAUAUUGCAUGGAAUAAAGUUGCAAAUGUUUAUCUGAUAUCUGUAUAUUGUGACAGUCAUUUCAUGUAAUGAAGUUUUAUUUAACAAAUGUGUAAUUUUCUAGGCUACAUAUCGCUCAUUAUAUGCAGUCAUUUAUUUAAAUGUUUUCAUUUGAUCAACAAGUGGCAUUCUAUUGUUCAUUCGUUGCAACAAUAUUGCUAAGCUAUCUGAGAAAAUAACUUUUUUUAUCUAAUGUUAAUGCAUGAGCAGUGCUAUUUAUUCAUUAUCUUCAUUGCAGUGUUUCUUUCUUUUUAUAUCACUUCGUCUCGACUUUAAUUAUAUGUUUUAUAUCGCUGUUAUUUAUGUUAUCUCUGUUUUGUCUUCAAGCUGUGCCUUUACAAUUUUAUAUUUGAUAAUUCAUCUCCUCUGCUAUCAAUUAAAUAAAGACAGUUAGUGUUUAAAAUGCUAGCGUUUAAAAUUUUCACAAAGCUUUCUAUUGUUUGUGUUCAGUAACAGUUUCCAAUACCGCUACUUAUUGUCCAUAUUUUGAUUAUUUUACUUUUUUGCAAUCAGUACAUUAUUAAUUGUAGUGUCUUGGUUGUCUUGGUAUACAAAAGCCAAAAUAUCACUUUGUGUCAUUUUUGCUAGUUUUAUGACUAGCAAUUUCACUUGCUUUAUGUUGUAAGCAUCUUACAUGUACAUUCUAUUAAUCUGUAGGCGCAGUUGUGUACAAAUAACAAGAAAU